AUGCCUCCAAAAAAGUAAAAGACAAUACAACCCUACCAAUAAGAGGAUAAAAUAGAAUAUAUAGAAUAGCAAUAAAAUAAUGUUAAUCAAAUUGUUAAGGAGUGA
Paramecium sonneborni is the source of this 105-nucleotide messenger RNA. The record is from the annotation of a GenBank genome assembly. Lineage: Eukaryota; Ciliophora; Oligohymenophorea; Peniculida; Parameciidae.